This is a messenger RNA of Periconia digitata, 634 nucleotides long. The record is from the annotation of a GenBank genome assembly. NCBI's taxonomy places the organism in Eukaryota, Fungi, Ascomycota, Dothideomycetes, Pleosporales, Periconiaceae.
CGUACAGGACAGAAUGUCAGUCAUACGAGUACCGAAGUGUGCAAUGUUGGUCGGUCACAGAGAUGGCGGUUGCAAGUGUACCCAACCGGCAGUCAGUCUGUCGAGCCGCAGCUGUCAAACCAAAAGAUUGACAGACAGAGAGGCACGAGAGGGCAAGUUGGCGGCCUUGACUGGCUCGCUCUACCCUUCGCUACCGCAACUGCGCUGCGUUGGCCAUGCACGUUCCCCCGCCUUGAAGAAGACGGGCAUUGUGGAUAGUGGAUACAACAUCAAGUCACCUGUUCACGAUGCACACACACAGGCGCCUGUCCAUGGAUGUACCUGUACAUGUGCCGCGAACGGCAUGUACUUUGCUUUUUUGUUCCAUUAUUUUUUCCAGUCCUUGCAAUUGGUUCGUCGUGAUGGUGUUUGCUGCCUGUCCCAUUGUCCCCUAUGUACUCCAAUUAUCGAUUUGUAUCAUGAUGCCGCCAUCCGGUGCUCUUGCCCGGUUUUCGAUUCGAGGCUGGCUGGCUGGCCUAGUGCCGUCGUCCCUUCCUCCCUUCCUUUGUUCCUUCCUUCGCUCCCCGGAGCAGAAGGGCCAGCCAGCCAGCCAGUUAACCACCUAGAGCUAAAGCAUGGCAACAACGGUCAGUAG